AUGGCCGACGUACCCAUGUUCGUUAUCUCGGAGAAUGCCUCGUCUGAACGUCGUAUUACCCCUUCGUGGAGCAUCGACACGUUCAAGACAAAGCUCGAGCCCAUCACCGGAAUCCCGCCCUCGAGCCAGCGUCUCAGCCUCAAGAGCUGCAAGGGCGCGGAGAGCAUUGCCCUCGAGGCGGCCGAUGAGGAGAAUACACCCUUGAGCAGCUUUGCGCUGACCGCGUAUGGCGAGAUACAUGUAUCUGAUACCCGUCCGGCGGGUAUGCGCGUCAACUUCAACGACACCUCGGGAGUGGAGAAAUAUGUGAUGCCCGAGGGGGAGUACGAAAAGAAGACGGACUCGGUGCUGGCAUGGAAAAAGGCCCAGAAGCUCGGCCGCUUCGACCCCAAUGCGCCAAACCAGGAGCAGAUGCGUGUGUCUGGCUUCGAACAAGAUAUUGAGCAGCGCGGUAUCACGGUGGGAAAGCGGUGCCGUGUUGGCGGCGAAGACACGCGCCGGGGCGUGGUCAAGUACGUGGGCGAAGUUGCCGAGAUUCCCAAUGGCGCGGGGCCCUGGAUCGGAGUGCAUCUGGACGAGCCCGUUGGCAAAAAUGACGGAAGCAUCGCUGGGAAGCGGUACUGGGGUGAGGAGUCGGCGAUGAAGCAUGGCGUCUUUGUUCGGCCAGAACGGAUCGAGGUGGGCGAGUUCCCGGCCAUGGAUGACUUGGAGGACAUGGAAGAGAUUUGA
Beauveria bassiana ARSEF 2860 is the source of this 729-nucleotide messenger RNA. Its product is annotated as CAP-Gly domain-containing protein. Gene Ontology annotation, cellular component: cytoplasm; microtubule plus-end; nucleus. Gene Ontology annotation, biological process: tubulin complex assembly; cytoplasmic microtubule organization; post-chaperonin tubulin folding pathway. The coding region runs from base 1 to 729 and encodes 242 amino acids. NCBI's taxonomy places the organism in Eukaryota, Fungi, Ascomycota, Sordariomycetes, Hypocreales, Cordycipitaceae. The transcript is spliced from 2 exons. Gene Ontology annotation, molecular function: microtubule plus-end binding; alpha-tubulin binding. The record is from RefSeq and is a predicted model, not a curated record.